CUUCCCUAGCAGAGGGAAUUUUGAAUUUUCAUGCGAUUUAUACUCUUACAAUAAUGAGUCUAAUAUAAUUUUAUUAAAAACCCCGGUUACAUAAGGACUAUGUACUUUUGUCUUAGGGAGUGAGAAGACUAGAAAAAGCUCGUGAUAAACGAUGAAAGAGGAGACUACCGAUAUAAAACAGAUUCACGACGACAAAGACCUCAUCUGUAGUCUUUGUAAGAGAUGUGACAACAUUCCAGAGAAGUAUGGAGAGAAGAUCACCCUCCAACAGCACAAACUGACAGUCCACUAUUUCUGUUUGCUGAUGUCUAGUGGAAUAUGUCAGAGAGGGGAGGAAGAUGAAGACGUUCAUGGUUUUCUUGUGGAUGACAUAAAAAAGGAGAUCCGCAGAUCUUCGAGGCUGAGGUGCAUGCACUGCAAAAAGGUUGGUGCUUCGGUGGGGUGCUCCAUCAAAAGAUGUCGGCAAAUGGUCCACAUGCCCUGUGGGUUAGAGCAGGAGUUUAUUUUCCAGUUCACCGACUUGUUUCCGUCUUUCUGUAAAAAGCAUGCACCUAGUCAGUCCUGCGUCUCUAGCCCCAGUCUGCCCCUCUCUUGCUCCGUCUGUCUGGAGCCCAUUGAACCCGUCCUCUCCUACAAUGUCCUCAAGUGUCCUGCGUGUCAUGGCAGCUGGUUUCACAGAAACUGUGUACAGCAUUAUGCACACAGCGCUGCCAUGUUUUUCUUCAAAUGCACACUCUGUAAUAACAAGGACCAGUUUCAGCAGGAAAUGCUCAGAAUGGGAAUAUGUAUACCAGAGCGGGAUGCAGCAUGGGAACUAGAGGAAAAUGCAUAUGGAGAUUUAUUGCAAGUGUACCAGCACUGUGAUGCUGUGAAUUGUCGCAGUCAGAAAGGUCGUAAAUAUAGCUCACAGUCAGGGUAUUUUGAAAUUGUUCGCUGCAAGUUGUGCGGAUCUAGGGGAACUCAUCGAAAAUGUUCCAACCUUAAGCUUUACGAAAGCAACUGGAUCUGUGCUGACUGUAAAGCUGCUGUUGAGGGAAAAAAGUCAGUGUCAUUGCCAAACUAUAUUGAAUCACCACUGGCUAUAAGGCAAGAGAGGAAGCGGCUGUUUAAAAACAUCUCUGACCUUCACUCUUCACUCAUCAGUAAAAGGUAG
Molecule: messenger RNA, 1153 nt
Organism: Sinocyclocheilus rhinocerous
Lineage: Eukaryota; Metazoa; Chordata; Actinopteri; Cypriniformes; Cyprinidae
Product: G2/M phase-specific E3 ubiquitin-protein ligase-like
Exons: 10
Coding region: 152-1153 (333 amino acids)
Cellular component (GO): nucleus
Source: RefSeq, a predicted model, not a curated record